AUGGGAUUCGCAAGUUCCUAUUUCCCCGAGUACAUCAAGGCGACAUUCGCUGCCGGUCUUAUCUUCCACAUGCUCGAAGAAGAACCACGAAUUGAUGGCAUGACCAGCAACGGCAAGAAACCGAAGAUCGCCGGUGCCGUCAAACUGAACAAAGUCUACUUCAAAUAUCCUGAAAGACCCGUCAAGCCUGGUGAGACACUAGCGCUGGUUGGGCCUAGUGGUUGCGGAAAGUCGACAGUGAUAUCGUUACUCGAGAGGCUUUACGAUGCUUUGGACGGUUCUGUGGAAGUUGAUGGCAAUGAUCUACGCGAAGUGAACCCUACUCAUCUGCGUGCCCAUAUAGCUUUGGUGUCGCAAGAGCCGAUUCUUUUCGACAGAUCCAAUCCGAGACAACAUCCUCUACGGUCUUCCACCAGGAUCCGUUAG
Molecule: messenger RNA, 426 nt
Organism: Ostertagia ostertagi
Lineage: Eukaryota; Metazoa; Nematoda; Chromadorea; Rhabditida; Trichostrongylidae
Source: the annotation of a GenBank genome assembly